Molecule: messenger RNA, 917 nt
Organism: Fusarium redolens
Lineage: Eukaryota; Fungi; Ascomycota; Sordariomycetes; Hypocreales; Nectriaceae
Product: calponin homology domain-containing protein
Exons: 4
Coding region: 115-843 (242 amino acids)
Biological process (GO): spindle assembly; regulation of microtubule polymerization or depolymerization; protein localization to microtubule plus-end
Cellular component (GO): microtubule organizing center; spindle midzone; microtubule plus-end
Molecular function (GO): microtubule plus-end binding
Source: RefSeq, a predicted model, not a curated record
UUUCCCGAGACGAUAUCCUCUAGAAACGAACGCCUUCCGCCCUUCUCCUACGUCGCUUGUUUGCGCUUUCACGAUUCCGAAUAAUAAAUCACACCCUACAACAAUCAGUUCAAAAUGGGCGAGUCGAGACAAGAGCUUGUUGCAUGGCUUAACAGCCUGCUUCAGCUUAACAUCACCAAGGUUGAGCAAUGCGGUACUGGUGCUGCUCUCUGCCAGGUUUUUGACAGUAUCUACAUGGAUGUCCCCAUGUCCAAGGUCAAGUUCAAUGUGAACUCUGAAUACCUGUAUAUCCAAAAUUUCAAGGUCUUGCAAAACACUUUUACCAAGCACCAAAUUGACAAGCCUAUUCCUGUCUCCGCACUUAUCAAGUGCAAGAUGCAGGACAACCUCGAAUUCCUCCAGUGGACAAAGCGAUUCUGGGAUCUUAACUUCCCCGACCACGAGUACGAUGCCGUUGCCCGCCGAAAGGGUGGCUCAAUGCCUCCCGCCGCCGCCGCACCACGACCUGCCGCUAGCACUGGCGCCGCUCGUCGCGUAGGUAGCGGUACCCCCAGUGGUGGACCCCGAGUUGCAAAGGCCGCUGGACCUGCUACCGCUGCUCUUCAGCAAGAAAAUGCCACAUUGAAGGAAACCGUUACAGGUCUAGAGAGGGAACGUGACUUCUACUUCAGCAAGUUGCGCGAUAUUGAGCUUCUUGUUCAACAGGCUGUCGACGAGGAUCCUGAGCUUGAGAAGCAAGAGGAUGGUCUUGUGAAGCAGAUCCAAACCAUUCUUUACUCAACAGAGGAGGGAUUCGAGAUUCCUGCUGAGGGUGAGGGUCUGGAUGACCAAGAGACCUUUUAAACUUGUUGAUGACAUUAAAGGCUUGGGAGAUGUAAUUAAUGUGACCACGAUUGGGCUAGGGGGACACACUGGUU